AUGGCAGUCGAAACUGCCGCACCGAGCGCGAACGGCGGCGCCCCCCAACUCUCCUUCCCGCGCGACAUCUUCGCCGCCCUCUCGCCCGCACCCUUCCUUCUCGCCCACCUCGACGCCAAUGCCAAUGCCACCGCCGCCUCCGACAGCACCACCGCCGCAACCGCAACCCGGCCCAACGGCCGCGCGCCGACCGAAAGCCGCGCGCCGACCAUCAACACGGGCUCGCUGACGCACUGCGCGGGCAGCGCCGUCGUGCGCGCCGGCGACACGGCCGUCGUGUGCGGCGUGCGGGCCGAGAUCCUCAAGGCGGCCGACGUGCCGAACCCGCCGCGGCACGCCGAGGACGAGAAACGGGAUGACGACGAUGACGACGACCACGACGACAGAGAGGAACUGGAACGGUUGGGCUUGCUGGUGCCCAACGUCGAGCUGGCGACGGGCGCGACGCCGGCGCUGAUGCCCGGGCAGCCGCCGUCGCAGAGGGCGCAGGCGCUGACGAGUAGGCUGCUGGGGGCGAUGCUGGCGGCGGGGGUGGUGAGGGCGGGGGAUUUGAGGGUCGUGGGGGAGGUGCCGAGGAUGGGGGAGGAAGGGGAGGAAGGGGAGGAAGGGGAGACGGAGAGGGAGGUCAAGGCGUAUUGGGCGCUUUAUGUGGAUGUGUUGUUCAUCAGCUUGGAUGGCAACGCGUGGGAUGCUGCGUGGGCGGCCGUCGUUGCGGCGCUGAAGGACACCGUCUUGCCCCGCGCGUGGUGGGAUGCGGAUAUGGAGGCGGUGUUGUGCUCGGAUCGCGUGGAGGAGGCGAGGAGGUUGAGGUUGAGGGGGCAGCCGGUGGCGUUGACCUGUGCGGUCUUCGAGCCCGGGAAGGGGAGGGGUGUUGGGGCGCCGAAGGUGUUGGGGGUUGGUGGAGUGGAUGGUGGGAAGGCUGCGGGGGAGCAGGAGAGGGCGUGGGUGUUGGCGGAUCCCGAUGCGUUUGAGGAGACAAACUGCCAAGAGACGGUCAGCGUGCUGGUGGAUGUGGUGGACGGGCAUUGUGUGCUACAUGGCAUUGAGAAGAGCGGUGGCGGUGUUGUGGGCAGGGAUGUGCUCCAUGGCGUGGUGGGGCUGGCAGAGGAUAGGUGGAAGGUCUGGGACAAGGCGUUCAGUGAGGCUGGCGGCAAGAGUUGA
Molecule: messenger RNA, 1161 nt
Organism: Diplodia corticola
Lineage: Eukaryota; Fungi; Ascomycota; Dothideomycetes; Botryosphaeriales; Botryosphaeriaceae
Product: 3 exoribonuclease
Exons: 1
Coding region: 1-1161 (386 amino acids)
Biological process (GO): U4 snRNA 3'-end processing; nuclear polyadenylation-dependent rRNA catabolic process; U1 snRNA 3'-end processing
Cellular component (GO): nuclear exosome (RNase complex); cytoplasmic exosome (RNase complex)
Source: RefSeq, a predicted model, not a curated record